UAUAGUGUGAGGCCGAUUCUUUAUCAGCACAGUCUGUGAUCAGCAGGCCGGUAACUAGUACAACACAACAGUCAGGCAGAGAUAUCCUUUGUACCUUACGGCUUCAACUUACCUGUGUGAUUUUUUGUGUGGUUGGAAAUCUCAAUUAUAAACCUGAUGGAAUACAUCACGAGAUUAUUCGUUGUUCUCUGCCUGUCUUUGGUAACGGUAGUGGUACUAGGAGACAACGAACCGGAACCGGAAGCUACCACCCAACCAAUUUGCCGAACGUGUAAAGCUGGAUAUUUUGCCAUCCUUGAAUGUAACGAUAAUCACGACACUGUAUGCGCGCCUUGCACGGGAGACAGCUUCACCCCCAGUCCUAAUCUCUUAAACAAAUGUACCACCUGUUCCACGUGCGGUGAUGGUUAUUUUGUGAUGAAGCCAUGUAGCAGACAUGAUGACACCGUCUGUGAAUCGUGUUUGUCAGUGAAGGACUCUCGUCUGCCUUCCUACCAGAAGCGUUGUUUAGACGCUGUUGUUGCUGAUCAGACUCGUCUUCUUCCGGAACCGGAACCCAAAGAGACUCUGGUAUUACCGGAAGGGGAGGGGUCAGCCGAUGGGGGUGAGGAAAUUUAUCUAGGCUCAGAGUUUCAAGCGCCAGUGUUAGAUAACACCGAUGAUAUUAUAGUUAAUGCAUCACAAAUAAUAAAGUUCGAUGAAGAUGAAGGAAGCGGCGACGAGGUAGAAUUGAAUAUUGGUGCACAAGAAGAGCCAGACACGGAAACGGAUUUGACGACUAGUUUACCCCCAGUAAAAGAUACAAAAAGUGACGAAACAGAACAAAACAUCACUCUUCAAUCACAAUCUACCACCACACAAAAUACAGAACUAACAGAUGGCGCUGGGUCAGUUGAUUUCAUUCCUAUGACAACUACCUUUUCCACAUUAACAGCUAAAUCGACAAAACCGAGUUUUGUUCGCCUUACAGCGAAACCGGAAGUUCCUACCGUCACUCCUGUAGGAUCGAUACAUAUUGGUGAAGGUUUAAGUGUCAAGCCGGAAGUCGAGUUUACGUCAAAGAGCGGAGUCGGUCCCAGCGACAAAAACUACGUAUUGUAUACGGCUUCUCCACAUAACAGAGGCAAGGAAAACAGAGUCCAUCACCACCACGUGGAGAAUUCGCUGGACAAGCCGGUCCCCACAGCAGAACAGAAGGUGGGCGCCCAGAGCUCCCCCCACGAACAUGAAGAAGGCACCAGCAAAGUGACUGUUGGAGUGGUGGUCGCAGUGGCCGUAGCGGCAGCCUUUGUUUUCUUCAUCCUCGGAUUUAUCGUCAGUGUGCGAUGUCGUCGAACGCGAGAGUCGUUCCAGGUGAUGAAGAAGGUGGAUAAGAACGGGUCUUGGAAUAGUGGCUCGCCCGUCCCUAUAAAUAUCGAAUAUCGUGACGAGGAGCGUGAUGGUAUAUAUGAUGUCAUCGACAAGGACACAGCACGCCACCCUAGCGGAAAGCCGAUAAAGCAGGAGCACGUAACUCCAAGACGAGUGGAGGAUUUGUAUGCUGUUCCAGAUAGGAAAAAGAAGAGCAAAGACCCAGCGCCACGUGUUGAUCAUAUCGACAUAAUCAAAUUCAUUGAUGAGACGACGGAUGACGAGUUCGGAACGAAAGAUGAAGAACUCCUUGGUUUGCUGAGGAAAGGUCGGGAGGGGGUGACCCAUGAUCACAACGGUUCCAUACCCCGUCUCGACGACUCCGACAGUGGCGCUGAUUUCGGCCCAUCAGACACGCCACCUGUCGAAGUCAGUCAUCAGGAAGGGGAGACAAUAGCGCGAGACCCAAAUGUCAUAAUCGAAGAGGAAGAAAACGAAGAUGAAUCAUCGCCAAUGCUUACAAAUGACUCUCAAGAAAGCACGCUCUCACAAGACGCGCAUGAUUCAGUUGAGGAUUGAUAACUGUGUAUACAAUUAUGAUGACAUCCAAUAGAUUUGUGUAAGCAGUCGCCAAGUCAUCAUAUUAUGUGUAUUACAGAAACACUGGCGGAGUGAGUACUAUUAAAGAGUCCACAUGUCACAGGUCAACUUCAUCGUGACGUCAUCGACUUAAGUGUACAUAAAGGAUGCACGUAUGACUUGCUUCUAUAAAGUACCAGGUGGUGACAUCAUUAUUAUGACUCUUCUCAAUAAUCAAUGAGAUAUAAACGACGAGACCAUUAGCAAACAAUCAGGGACGGAAGUAAAUGUUGAUCACACUAAUACGUACAAUUCACAACACAUGAGUUUUAAACGUUAAUCGUCACAGAGAUACUAUAAUACAAGCUGCCUUUACAUAUGUGUAUCAUUGUGUCGCAACCCUGUGCUUCACAACGCUUUUGCACUUACAGUGGCGUAGCAUACAAAAGGGAAAAAAUCAAAAAAUCUUCUUGAAAACUUUACUCCGACGGAACAUAUGAUACUGUGUUGUCCUCGGAUAAUCGUUGAAGGGCCUUUCAGUCUUAUUAUUUGUUAAUACACGGGUGAUUGUUUCUAGAGCCUCCUAUAAUUUUGUUCCAGCUAUGUAAGCAUACACUCCGAAAAAUGAUUUGCUACGCCACUUAUUCACAGAUUUAAAUCAUAUAGUGCUAUACUAGGACCAGUUUUGAAUAUUCAACAAAUGAUAGUCAAGUGCUAAAAUCAAACAUCGGUGAUAAUAUGAUAGUGCUACAUUGGAGGUUAUAUAAUGUUAUCAUGAACAAUAGGGGAUCCCGAUUUCCGCAACUAAGUGCCGUAUAGUAUUUUAAUUUAUUUUUAUCAUUUUAGUGCAUAAUAUGAACCAGUGGUGAUGGGUUGCCUGCGGUGUUAGACGUACGUACAAGAUAGUGAGGUUGACAUCGUUUAUUUUCGUUACAUUUUGUGACACACUCGUUACUAUACACUAUGCCAUAUCCGCGCCACAUAGAUCGGCAUAGGAUCGUUGUUCAACACUAACAUACACAAAUGUAUACAAAUACUGUUAAUAUUGAAAUAUUCUGCUGAAUCGCUUUUUAGAUUACAAGUCUAUAACUAUUCCUUAUUGUUCCCAAUACAUAAAUAUGUUCCUGUACCUUUUUGUAAGACAUUUUAUGCUCAACACAGAGUAAUUGCAUUGACAACGAACCAUUCUUAAUUAGAUAUGAUUUAGGUUUACAUACCUAAAAUUUAAUUUCUAGAUGUUGAUAGACUUAUUAUUUCUCUUGGUGGACUUAUCUUUGCUAUUUUGCCAGCAGAAAACCUCUCGGAAAGCGUCACUUAUUUCGUCAACCACCUUAUUUAGGGAACCCAUUUUUACAAGUUUUGUUUCCAUUAAUAUAGUGCUAGAUAGUUAUUUGCGUACUAUACCGCCGCUCAAAUCGCAGAAACACUAACAUGUAAAUAGUGUAUAAACAUGUAUAUUCUAGUAAAGAAUUUGUGCAAUAACGACAAUGAGAAAUUAAUAAGUGUCGUUUUGUUAACAUUAGAGUGAAGAUGUAUGUGUAUCUGAUAGCCGUGGAGAUAACUUUUAUAUCAAAUAAAGGUUUGGACGAAACAGGAACAAAGAAUGAUAGAGAAACAAGAAGUUGGAAUGAUAACAGGAAAAAAACAUUUGAAUGAUACUAUAUUGAGCGCUUGAGAGGCUGAUCCUUUCCCCACCCUCGGUUCUUGUGACGUCAUAGUGCGUGAGGCUAUACAUACAAACGUGUAACUUACUAGUCAGGUCUUCGUGUGCCUCCUCAACUUAUAUUUGGAGGGGUUGCUUGCUUAAUUUAUUAAACUAAGGUAUUUGUACAUGGUUGUCUCAAUCAGUGUUUUCUGUUUGAUUAUGAGGAUUCAUUAUCUCCCUUGAUUUUUUUCUAACUGCCAGAUUUGUGUUUGAAUUGCACACGUUUUCGUACAUAGUAGUAAGCAUCGGGACGAUGUUUGUGACGUCAUCAAACAAAACACGCUUUGACAUUCGUAGCUAAGGAAACGCACGCUGUCUUGUUUGUAUUCAACAGCGUGUGAUGUUUUAUUUAUAAUUUUAAUUAAUUAUGUAUCAUGUUAUCUUGUUAUGUAUAUAAUAUUGUAUGUCGUCAUUUGUUGUAUCUGAUCGCUCACCACGACACUUUUAAUUACGAUUAGCUUGUGAAGCUGAUCAUGACGUUUCAGAGAAAUGACGUUUCUUUUUAACUAUGACGUCAUCAUCCGCCAGUUACGUUGACGGAUCCUUGGCGAUCUAGCUUCAAUUAUCCUCACAUUUUUGAAUCGACAUUUCGUGCCCUUUCGUUCCCAAUAAGAUAAUACCGUUGGGAUCUUAGAUAAGCUACUGUAUAGGUAAAGAUUUUUCGAAUUGUUCUGAUUCAGAAUUACCAAGGUCGGACUGAAGGUACAUGACGUUAUUGGCGUCCUCCUGUUAUUCUAAAUUGUUACCUUCCACAUACGUGUGAUGUUUGUCCGAUUCGCCUUCACUGAAAGCCCUUUUUUAUCAGUAUCUGAUAACUUAUAAGUACCGUGGUUUACUCUUACCUUGAUUUACCCGCAUACAUUCGUUGUACAUGUUUCAAAUCUGUCAACAAUACGAUAAUCAAAUACAAAGUACAAAAAUGGUGUUAUUUUCGUAGUGUGGAACUUUUUUGAAAGCACAUGCAUGCUUUAUUGUAUAGCCUUAAGGUGCUGUAAUUUGUAUCGACAAUAACCUGUGUCCGAGAUACAAUAACCAAUUAAUACGAGUUGUGCAUUUAUGAACAAUUUAAUUCUUUAUGAAUAACAUUUUGGAAAUAAUGUGUUGUGAAAUAUGGAAAAAAAUAAAAUUUAGAAAUUCA
Messenger RNA from Mizuhopecten yessoensis (Yesso scallop), 4772 nucleotides. RefSeq lists its product as uncharacterized. Gene Ontology annotation, molecular function: protein binding. Lineage: Eukaryota; Metazoa; Mollusca; Bivalvia; Pectinida; Pectinidae. The record is from RefSeq and is a predicted model, not a curated record. The coding region runs from base 157 to 1929 and encodes 590 amino acids. The transcript has 6 exons.